Molecule: messenger RNA, 5693 nt
Organism: Cuscuta epithymum
Lineage: Eukaryota; Viridiplantae; Streptophyta; Magnoliopsida; Solanales; Convolvulaceae
Source: the annotation of a GenBank genome assembly
AGUAGCAUAUAUUUACAAAUAAACAUUCUCUCAUCCAUGAUUUUUUCAAUUGUCUAAGAUGAUAACCAUUCUUAUCAUACAAUAUUUGUAUAUUCUACUCAAAUAAACAAUUGUAUCAAAUUCAAAUGAAAGACAAUGUGAUCACUUAAAUAAGUAAGAAAUAUGAAGGUACGUACAAACGCACGAAUCUCCAAUAUUUUAGCACUUAGAUAUACCACUUAGAUGCAACUGUAGAUGUUUAUAUAUUUAGAGUGGUCUCCGAUCUCAACAAUAUACACUGAUCGGAGUGAUGGCAACUCUGCUCGAUAGUUUGUGUGCAGAUGUCCGCAAAGGCUCUGAUUUUGUCAUCAGUAAGAGUUUCACCCUCUGGAGUUUGAUCAAUGAGUCUUUCAAUGCAGUUGUCGAUCGCAAUUGCCCACCGCACUUCGUCGUCGACUUUUCUCUGCAGCCCGCCGCGUUCAGUCUGUGGUGCGGGCGUUGGCGUUGGCGUUGGUGUUGGCGUUGCUAUUUCAUUGGCUGCAGCAGCUUCUGCCAGGAAUAAAAUGGCAAUCACAAAUACCAUUCUCAUCGCCUGCAUAUAAUUACUCAUAAUUAUUGCUAUAUACUUCGUAUAACUCUUCGUUUUACUUUCUCCUUUAUCUUUUCACCCACCUGUUAUAAUGAAUUAUGUCUGUCCCUAAUGUGUGUGUAUAUAUAUAUAUAUAUCAGAUUAGGGGAAAGAUCAAGUACAAAGUGUGCUUAUUGUGCAAAUAUUUGUACGAUGCACCUUGACGUUAUUUGCAUUGCAUAUUGAGGUUCAAAGUAUUGCAUAUUAUAUAUACAUAAAAUAGUAGUUGCAAAUAUUAGGUUUUAUUACAAAAAUGUCACCUUGCCUUUAUAUCCUUUAGAUCAACUCAUCGGAUGGCCAAGAUAAAUUUGUACUUUGUAAAUUAAGCAAUUUGAUCUCUAUUCUAUCAGAUUAUCAGUGUACGUAUAUAUAUGUGGUGUUUUGACAAAUUAAAGAAGGUGCAUUGAAUUUGACAAAGCUUAUAAAAUGUGUUACAAAAGUUAUAUCAAGUUAAAUACACUAAUUAAUUACUAGUAGUUUAUUAAAGAGCCGUUAUUAUUAUAUGGAGGAGUAAAUAAAUUCAUCUCCAAGUCAAAUUUAAUAAUACUUCAUGUUCAUUUUGAAGUAUUAUAUAUGCUUUUACAAGGGAGUUUUUUUUUUUACCAAAAUACGGGGAACUCCCAUCUGACAAGCCAAAAUACGGGAGUUCAAAUUAGGUUACCAUAUUACGGGAGUCGGAUUUGGCAAAUCCGAGUAGGGGAGGGCUUCUGAAUUAGGGUUAUACCCUUGUCGGAAUUGGGUAAUCCGACCAGGGGAGUGGCGAUUAAUUAAAUACACACCUAGUCGGAAUUGGGAAAUCCGACUAGAUAGUAUUUUGAUUAUUUUUAAUUUUCAAAUCGGAUACGUGUUUGAUUGCAAUUCAUGUUUGGCAGCCCUCCCCUAUAUGUUAUAUUAUAAACACAUAAUAUUCUAUCAGGAAAUAUGUGAGAUAUCAUAAAAACUAAUGUUGGUAAAACCUUAUAUCGUCGGAAUUAGUGAAUCCGACUGGAUUUUUAUGGUUGUGAAGUAUUUUAUGUGUUUAAUUUGUGGUCUAGUUUUUUACCAAACUCGAACCACACCAACUCCUAUAAAAGCCGUUGAUUUGUUCUCAAAAUUAUUAAACACACUCCAAAAAAACAUCUCUCUCUUAAUAUAUUCAUUAUAUUUUCUGUUUAGGCACUCUAUUCGCAUAUAAAAGUGUCUACUGAGGGUAAUACUGUUGUUAUGGUUCAUUGGAAUGACUCUACAUCUCAAAAAGAUGAUGAAGUAGAGUACUCCAUACCUCCUACGGCGGUACUAUUCAUUAGUGAGGGAGAUGAUUUUACUAGUAUGCAUGAGAAUGUUCUAAUUCAUGUUAGAGGUGAGGGAUUUUCCGAAAUUAAAUACUAAGAAAUUUCAUCAGCAUAAUAUUACAUACCUCUCUGAUGCUUCUGCAGUUUCAGGUUUAUCUGCGUUUUUUAUCAUCUCAUACUCGGAGACUAAGUCCAUCGCUCGCUUCAAUGCUCAAAUAGAAACAACUUGCUGCUCAAAGUCUUCCUCUGUUCUUCAACUUCUUGUUGUUCUCCAACUCUACGAAGAACUCCACGAAGUUGAUAAUCGUAUGGAGGUUGUCCUCGUUUUUUGAGCUUAAAAACGACGUCUAUGAAUGCUUGCGUCGUUUUCGAACAAAUUUCAGAAGGCAAUUCAGUUUUUGAGAGAAGUUACUUUUCCGUUUUUUGAUAUGUUUAAAUCGCAGCCUUUGUUGUCGGUUAUUGCCGGUAAAACAUUGGGCCAGUUGUGUUGUGGGUUUGAUCUGUUAAUGGACUUAUAUUAAUUUGAACCACGGAUGUACAUAGGGUAGCAUAUAGGGUCUCACUUUAUCAUAUCGGAUCUCCAAAAGUUGAGUUUAUGGGGCACUGUUGCAGCAAGGUCGUCACCGACGAUGGCGUCGUCACACCGGCAGGUGGCGUCGUCACCACUGCAGCUGCCGCCGGGGACGGCCAGCGUCCCAAACCGCCUACUUCCCCGGCACCUUUUCAACAUUCAUCCACGAAUGGGAUCGAUGAGAGUCAUUCCAGCAAGAACACUCCGGCUUAUUCCUUCACCGCCAGUCCAUGGCAGAGCCCCUACCCUGCUGGCAUCGGUCCCUCUCCGUCUCCGGCUGCAACUACGAGGAGGACAUUCAAGUGGCCAUUCCCUCCCCCGUCUCCUGCAAAGCCUAUAAUGUCGGCUCUACUGAAGCGGCAGGCUCCCGCUUCAACUAGACCAAGGGGCGGGCCAAUUCCCGAGGAAAAUGGAGGCGGCUGCGGAGAGACGCAGCUUGAUAAAAGUUUCGGGAAUGCGAAAAACUUCGCGUCCAAGUAUGAACUGGGGAAAGGGGUGGGUCGUGGGCAUUUCGGUCAUACUUGUCUGGCUAAAGGAAAAAAGGGAGAGCUGAAGAAUCAACCUGUAGCUGUGAAGAUCAUUUCCAAAGCAAAGAUGACAACUGCCAUAUCUAUUGAAGAUGUUCGUAGGGAAGUGAAAAUUUUAAAAGCGUUAUCUGGACAUGAUAAUUUGAUUAAGUUUUAUGAUGCAUGUGAGGAUGCUCAAAAUGUCUACAUUGUGAUGGAAUUGUGUGAAGGAGGUGAACUAUUAGACAGGAUACUAUCAAGAGGCGUAAGAUACACAGAGGAGGAUGCCAAGGGAGUAAUUUUGCAGAUAUUAAAUGUUGUAGCCUUUUGUCAUCUUCAAGGUGUUGUGCAUCGUGAUCUGAAGCCUGAGAAUUUUCUUUUUACUAAAGGAGAUGAAGAUGCUCCCCUGAAGGUCAUUGAUUUUGGUCUAUCAGAUUUUAUCAAAGCAGAUCAACGUCUCAAUGAUAUUGUUGGGAGUGCAUACUAUGUUGCACCUGAAGUACUACAUAGAUCAUACAAUGUUGAAGCAGACAUGUGGAGUAUUGGUGUCACAACCUAUAUCCUGUUAUGUGGAAGCAGACCUUUUUGGGCACGCACAGAGUCCGGAAUCUUCCGCUCAGUACUGCGAGCAGAUCCUAAACACCAAGACUUUGACAUAAAUAUUCACGGGUAAGGAAAUCCCAACCACUAGGAGGUUGUGUGCGUGGACUUGUCAGCCAGACAUGAACAAAUCCAACGCCACUUGGUACAUGGCCGUGCCAACCACACAGCAAAUCAUAUUGGACCGUCAUCUCAGCAAUCCAGAACCCGUUUACCCAAGGCUUCGGUUCAUUCGGAGCUGCAGUGCUGCCCUGGCGCCGUCCAUAUUGAUUCAGCAGGAAGAAGCGUUUGGGGCCCCUUUUCUGGAGGUGUACGCAAUGAUAGAAGUGACCCUUUUGAUUGCUUGGAACACAUUUCCGGGAAAUCGGCCUCAUGUGGCCGGAUCCAUCAGGAAGCCCGUGGGUCAAGAGAUGGCAGUACUGGGUGAGAAUGGCAUCGUACAGGAGGCAGGUUCUACUGGCGACACAUGCUUUGGAGGAUCAAAUGUGACUAAAGGGUACAAAAACUACCCUGACGCCAAUAAAUCAGCCUCCGAAUUCAGGUGGUUACAAACUGGAGAUCUUGGAUACACUGGUUCUGAAGGGUAUUUACAUCUUGUCAGCAGGAUCAAAGAGAUCAACCGCGGAGGAGGGAAAAUAUCACCCAUUGAAGUGGAUGCUUGCUUGGUAUCCCAUCCAGAGAUUGCUCAAGCUGUUGCUUUUAGAGUCCCUGAUGAUAAGUAUGGCGAAGAGAUAAACUGUGCAAUCAUUGCAAAUGAAGGAGCAACCAUUGAUGAAGAGGUAUUGAAAUUCUGCAAGAGAUAUUUUGUGGCCUUCAAGGUUCCAAAGAAGGUGCUCUUGACUGAUGCCCCCCUAAAACUAUCACACGUAAAAUCCUUAGGAGACUUGUUGCACAACGCUUCCUUGCACAAAUCUCUAUUGCUCAGCUUCCUAGGAUAGCCUAGAAAUUGUCUUCUUUGCCGCUCAUGCCCCAAAAAUAAAGGUGGAUGGGGCAUCCUAUUUGGUCAUGUUAAAGCACUUUGAAGAACCAGCUACUAGUUGGACAGGGUCAAUUCCAUUUCAAAUCUAUAGCGGCAAUGUUCUACGAUGGGAUUUAAGAAUUCCCAGACAGGUUGUAAAAAGUUACAAAUUUUUCCUGAUGGUUCUUUACUUCUACAAUUCUGCAUAUAGAAGUCAAGAACCAGAAAAAUUACUGCCGUUAAGCCCACGGCCUAUGGCUUUCUGCACAUAUUAUGGUGAAGAUGGGCAGGAGUUGGAUUUUGAACCGCACUUGGAGGAGGAAGAUGAUAAUAAUGAAGAAGAAUUGGAAAACAAUGAAGAACACGUCAACAAUGAUGCUGGGGAAGUGGAAGAUGAUAAUAAUGAAGAAGAAUUGGAAAACAAUGAAGAACAGGUCAAGAAUGAUGCUGGGGAAGAGGAAGAUUUGAGCUGCGAAGAAUCAGAUGACGGUGUGAUGAAUGCUGUUGAAUGGGAAGCAUUCUUAGCACGACUGGUUCGUGUUGAGGUUAAUCUUAUGUUCAAGGUGUGUAGAGGGUCGUCAGCUUGUAAAAUUUUGGCUAGUGAUGCAAUUAUCUACAAAGCACUAAUUUUGGUUGUUGGUACUUCAAGCACCCACCAUAGUAUUAGAUCAUCGGACUCACUUGCUAAGUACUGUGUCAGGAAGUUUGGGAAGAGCAUCUCUGAUUCUCCGUUAUUGCUUUCAAUAAUGGUAAGGUUGUGUUUCAGAGAAUAGAAACUACUUCUAUUGGUCAGGGAUCACACAUGCUUGAUGUCCUUUGAGUUUCCCUCCAAAGGCAGAUUCAGAGGACAUUUCUUUCACACAGCUACCAUUGUCAAAUAGUGGCAAAAUGUGUACUUCUCUAGCCUUGGUACCUUAUAAUUCAAUGGAUGUGUUAGACUCAAAUUCAGGAUCAGCAUUGCUCAGAAAAGUAUUUCACAACACAAAAUAUGGUUGAGUUAUUCUUUACUUGAAAGAUAGGUAUCUUUGAGGAAUGAACUGCCAUCAACCGACACGGAGAAGGAAAACAGUGUUAUUUGAAUCAAAAUCCAGCUUUGGUGAGACACCAACACCGAUGUGAGUAAGGGUGACAUAUAGAAGAAGAAAUGAUAUGAAGCAAAACCAAAAUAACAUUAUAAACA